This is a messenger RNA of Capsella rubella, 1748 nucleotides long. RefSeq names its product transcription elongation factor SPT6-like. Gene Ontology annotation, biological process: positive regulation of transcription elongation by RNA polymerase II; nucleosome organization; transcription elongation-coupled chromatin remodeling. The record is from RefSeq and is a predicted model, not a curated record. Gene Ontology annotation, cellular component: transcription elongation factor complex. Lineage: Eukaryota; Viridiplantae; Streptophyta; Magnoliopsida; Brassicales; Brassicaceae. The coding region runs from base 69 to 1748 and encodes 559 amino acids. Gene Ontology annotation, molecular function: histone binding; nucleosome binding. The transcript is spliced from 2 exons.
CACAGAGUUAUUAGGGUUUGAUCUCUCUACCUUCAUCGAUUUGGUAUAGCUAAUCUCUUAGCCUAAUCAUGAAAAGUAACAACGAAGAGCCACCGAUCCGUGACGAUCAAGUCGAGAACCGUGGAAAAGACGAUGAAGAGGAAGAUGAUGAAGAUGAUCAGUAUGAGUAUGGAGAUGGGUUUCUAGUGGAUAGUUCUGAAGAAGAAGAAGAAGAAGAAGAAGAACAGAGGCCAUGUCGUGAGAAAAAGAGUGGAGAUAGAAGGAAGAAAGAUGAUGACUUUAGUCUUCACGAAGAUGAUUAUCUUCUUCUAGAAGACAACAACGUCAAUUUCGAAAGAAAGAAGUAUAAACGUUUGAAGAAAUCUUCAGAGGAAGAAGAGGAUAACACCAAUAAUGAUGAUGAUAAUGAUGAUUUGAGUCACUUCAUUGUAGAUGAAGAUGAUGGUCAUGGUGCUCAUGGAGUGAGGAAGAUAAAGAAAUCUAAGCAAGGAACUGAUUCAAAUGAUGAUGAUGAUGAUUUGAGUCACUUCAUUGUAGAUGAAGAUGAUCAUGGAGUGAGGAAGACAAAGAAAUUUAAGCAAGGAACUAGUUCGAACGCUUUACGAUACGCUAAUGAUCUGUUUGGUGAUCCUGAAGAACUGUUGAAGCUUAGGAGAAAGGACUUGGCGUAUAGCCAAAAGAUCGAAAGAAAGCUAGAAGAUGAGUUUGAACCAAUGGUUAUCUCUGAGAAGUAUAUGACAGAGAGAGAUGAUGAAAUUAGGAAGCUUGAUGUUCCCGAGAGGAUGCAGAUAUCUGAAGAAGCCUUUGGAAUCGCUCCCAUGGAUGAAAGUAGCAUUGAAGAAGAGAGCAAUUGGAUUUAUGCUCGAUUGGUUCAAGAACAAGGUCCAUGUUGUUUGGUUAACAAAGAUGACAUUGUGAGAUUUUUGGAGCUGUAUCAUGUGCAGAAGCUAGAGAUACCGUUUAUAGCAAUGUACCGAAAGGAGCAGUGUCCGAGUUUAUUGGAGAGUUCUGAUGAUGGUGGUGAUUUCAAUCUUGACAAGAAGCUUGAGACCAAGUGGCAUAACGUCUUGUGGAUGAUUCAAGAUUUGGAUAGAAAGUGGCUUCUUCUACGGAAACGAAAAACCUCUUUGUUUGGUUACUAUACAAAACGUUUUGAAGAAGAAGAAACCUUCAGGUCUGAUCUGAAUAAAAGUCUUUUUGAGUCAGUUAUCAAGUCUCUUAAAGAGGCUGAAACAGAGAGAGAAGUGGAUGAUGUAGACUCAAAGUUCAACUUGCAUUUCCCUCACGGUGAGAUCGAUGAAGGACAGUACAAGAGGCCGAAUAGGACAUCGCAAUAUAGCAUCUGCAGCAAAUUUGGUAUCCGGGAAUUUGCAAACAAUUUUGGUUAUAGCGGUGAGCAGUUAGGACUGGUGUUGUCUCUUGAGAAAGUUCUUGUUGAUGAGAUUGAAGAUGCAAAGGAAACACCAGAGGAGAUGGCAUUGAAUUAUGUAUGUGCAAUGUUUGAGGAUCCUCAAGCUGUUCUUAAAGGCGCUCGACAUGUGGCUGCGGUUGAGAUAAGCUGCGAGCCGUUAAUCAAGAAGUAUAUUCGCGGGAUUUACAUGGAGAAUGCAGUAGUCUCAACAAGUCCAACACCAGAUGGGAAUGUGGUUAUAGAUUCUUUCCAUCCGUUUUCUUCGGUUAAGUGGUUACGGGAAAAGCCUUUGAGAAAGUUUGAAGGUGCACUUAGUAGCUACACUUAUUCAAAUUAA